ACGGCAUUACAUUUUAUAUUAGCAGGUGGGCAUAUAGAGGCAGCAGACGAGCUUCUCUUAUACGGGGCGGAUAUAUCUCCUAUUAAUAAGAAGCGGAAAACAUUCCUAUACUUGGCAGUACUAAGCAGGUCUACGGAGAUAGUAGUAAUACUUUUGGAUAAAGGAGCUAUAACCUCUGCUCGGGACUUUAAAAGAAGUACGGCAUUAUAUAUAGCGGCUAAUUAA
Messenger RNA from Hyaloscypha bicolor E, 225 nucleotides. RefSeq lists its product as uncharacterized. Gene Ontology annotation, molecular function: protein binding. The transcript has a single exon. The annotation marks the transcript as partial. The record is from RefSeq and is a predicted model, not a curated record. Lineage: Eukaryota; Fungi; Ascomycota; Leotiomycetes; Helotiales; Hyaloscyphaceae.